GCUCUGGCGGUUGGCAGGGCAACCUCCUUCAAUUGGUGUGAAGCGGUGGAAGGAGGAGGAGCUCCCUCUGUGCUCUCUUCUCGGCAAUCACAGCUCUCAGGCUUGUUGCGUCUAGACCCUUCUAAAAAAAAAAAAACAACCAAGCAGAUUCCCAAGGGACCCUUGCAGACAAGUCAGCUCAGGGGAGGCGGCUGAGGCGGGAUGCGGGCUGCUAGUGGGGUGCAGCCCCAUAGCCAGGGGCUGGCCCUGCCAGCGUGCCUUUGCUGGGUUGCUGGGAAGAGGUGGAAGUGCUGAGCUCUGCAGACUUGGAAGCAAGGGAAGGCCCAAGCUGCUGGAGAGGAGCCUGGCUACCCCAUGGGGAACACGCUGAGCUAUUGCGUGGGCACCAACGCCUGCCUCAAGCGGGGCCAGCGCAGGAGGUCUGGGGAGCUGUCCUGCAGCGCUGACAUUUAUGAGGCAGCAUCAAGCAAAGGUGUAGGCCAAGGCAGAGAGGAACGGAGGCGCCGCGGAUGGAACAUGCUGCUGCCUGAUGCCAGGCCCAAGCAAAGCCAGCGCAGGGUGCAGUGGGUGAAACCGCCCUGCAGCUAUAACCUCACGGAGGCAGAGGUGGCAGCAGCCCCACACCCCACUGCUGUGGAGCCUACCCAGUCGGAUUUCGGAGCCCACGAGGGCCGUGACCUGAGCACACCAGCGACCAGGAGAUGCCCAAAGAUUUUGCUUCUGACUAUCCAAGGGAAAGCACACUCUUCCUGAGAAAAUAUCAAAUGAGUGUGCAAGAAAAGAGGAGCAGCUCUCACCUACACUACAUACCUGCACGGCAUCUUGAUAGAAAAUACAGCUCAUGUUCCACCAUAUUGCUAGAUAACAGCACACUCAGCCAGCCUGACCUUAGACACACACUGGAAAGUGUGGCUUUGGCAAUAUAUUACGACAUAAAGCACAGAUAUGCAAAUAGAUCUCUGGCUAUUUUUGAAGAGCCAAUACAUCCACUUUCACAAGACAAGGUUCCAGGGAAAUCCUUCAAGCCUGAUCCCAAACGCAACUGUGUUUUCAGAUAUUUCUGUACUCUUUCUCAAGUCAUAAAACUAACAGCUCCAUGUGCAAUCGUAGCUUUGGUGUACAUCGAACGACUUCUAACUAGUGCUAACAUCGAUCUUUGUCCCACUAAUUGGAAAAAGAUUGUCCUCGGAGCCGUGCUUCUUGCUUCCAAAGUGCGGAGAAAUCAUGGUCUGUGGAGUGUGGGUGACAGCCAGAAGCCCAAGGACACUGCAGUUGAGAACACGAGCAAGAUGGAGAAGUGUUUCUUGGAGCUACUUGAGUUUAAUAUUCAUGUAUCUGCCAGUGUUUAUGCAAAAUAUUACCUUGACCUGCGUGCCUUGGCAAAUGACCAUGACCUGUAUUUUCUAUUUAGUUUUCUUCACGAAGAUAAAGCCCAGAAACUGAGGCUAGGUCAUGGCUGUGUGAAUACAAAAACGCAUCGAGAUGCCGCUGCUAUGAAAAGGGCUGUCAGCAUGAACUUCAUUGGUAUUCGGUGCUCUAAUGCCAUCUUAUCUUAAAGAGAAAAAUUAGCCUUAUAAGACCCUGAGCUUCUCAACUGUAAAGACUAGAAAAUAUCACUUCUGCUGAAAGAAACAACAAAAUUAGGAUUUUCUUUUUUUCUUCUUUGUUUUAUUUGUUAUUUUUUUUUUUCAUUUGUUUGUUUAAGAUUUUCAUCAAGAGGAAGCAUCUUCAAGUUAGCCACAUUGUGGAACUGGCUGAUGGUGGUAUGAACAGUGGGUGCCGGGUGCUUCCUGCCCUUCCUCUUUCACUGGGUCUAGAUGGCAUUCCUAGGGCACCACCUUCUUGAACAACUCUUGGAGAGAAGGAGUGUCACGUGGACACAGCACAUCCCAGCUCAGAGUCCAGUCAUCCACAGUCUCAAGCAGGUGCCAGUGGUGUCCACAGUCACCCACAGUCCCUAGCAGAUGACAGUGGUCUGAGCUGAGCUGGAGCUAAAAAAAACUUUAGAAUUGGCUCCAGAUUUGUGAGAGCACCUGGGUUUGGUUCUCUGUCCACUGAGGCACUGAAUGCAUGAUGGCGCAAAACUCAACAAUGGUAGGAAGAGAGAGUGGCAUCAGCGCAAGGCUGUCAUUCCUCCAAGCACCAGGGUGCCUCAGGUCUGCUCAUCUAGUCUUCGGAGGGAAUCUGUGCAUGUGAAAUGAGGCCCCCACGUCAUGGUUAUAAAGGAAGAGAUGAAAUCAGCUCAUCUUCUCCCAGGCCGAUAAUGGUCACGCCACCUAAGGAAGCGGUAAAAGACCUGGCCUUGGGAUUCUUAGGGGAGCUACAGAAGUGAAAACUGAAUUUACCCAGUUCCGGGAAAACAACAAAGGAGGAGCAUCUGGGUUCAAAACCUUAUCAGAAGAUCAUUUUCCCAGCUAAUCUUGCCCUGGUGCAUUGUAUGGUCUCAGCACUUGUCAACAAUACAAAAGACUGUCUAUAAUUCUAAGACAGGGACACACCACGCCUCACAUUUUCCGGUGCACUGCAGUGGUUCAAGAGAUUGCUGGUGCUGCCUGCAUCUGUCUGUUUGCAUAUGGAGAGGAACUGCGGUUCUCACAGGAGCAGCUUCUGCAUCCUGAGGAAGUUUGCCCACACAGUUCUGGUUGUAAUAACUGGUGGCACCUACUGACAUGCAGUCAACAAUGGGACUCCUGUGGUGCACAGGACUGCCCCCCUCGUCAAUCAAGAAAUAAUUUUCUGGCUUCCAAAAUAGAAGGUGCUGAGGAUCAACUGCUUCAGAGUCUACAAGGGAAACAUUUUCAGAGACUUUCUUUUUUGUCACAAGAACACCAGAUCCCCACCAAUGUGAGAUGGUAGAUCAAGUUUUUGUGCAAGGGUGGAUGUGGGGGGCAGAAUCCUAAGACGCCCCAUGAUCUCUGCUGUGUUUUGUUACACCCUGAAUCCUCAUCUUUCCUUGGGUACGGCCAGACCUGUGCCUUGUUCUAGACAUUUGAAUAUGGCAAAGUGAGGGAAUGGCUCUUGCGAGUUACCUUUCCUUUCCUUUUAUCGGGAACAAUAUGACUCCCUAUUUUCUUUCUUGCGUUUACUUUCACAGUGCAAUGGUUUGGAAUAUCCCACUGUCAAUUCGUGAUUUCCUCCUCCAACCAUAAUCUAUGGCCCUUUAUAUGUAAUGGAAUGUUUUCAUGUAUUGAUAUUUUGUCUGAAGAUAAAAUAUUAGACUAAACAUGUUAAAACAUUUCAUGCAAAACCUUCA
Symphalangus syndactylus (siamang) is the source of this 3253-nucleotide messenger RNA. Its product is annotated as cyclin-Y-like protein 1B. NCBI's taxonomy places the organism in Eukaryota, Metazoa, Chordata, Mammalia, Primates, Hylobatidae. The record is from RefSeq and is a predicted model, not a curated record.